CUUGCCCUUCGCCCGCCGGCUGCAGCGUGGCGCGGCCAAGGUCAGAGGCGCCGCAGGAGAAGCAGCUGCCAAGCAAAGAAGGUGGUCAUCCAGGCGCUGAAAGAAAGCCUCAGGGCGUAGUCGGCGGGUAACGUCAGACGCUGGGACAGAGGCGAUCUGAGGUCUCCGGGCAGGCCGGGUCGCGCCAGGGAGUCGCCGCGCUAGGAACUGAGGCUCCACCUUUAGUCUCUAUGGCGCUGUCCGCCGCCUCGUGGUGCUGAACCCAGCUCCUCGGCCCAGCGGCCUGCUGGUCUGCCUUCUCAACUGCCGGUCGCCCUGACUGGGGGGUGGGGUGGGGGCUAAUAAGGGUCUUUGGGCAGCUGCCCACCCACCGGAGCCCAAGGAUUAAGAACCGAGACUUAGCAAACAGCAUCCCGGCCGCUGGUCCUGAUGUGAAGAGGAGACUGCAGCCAGCGGCGGCGCUAGUGCUGAUUCAUCACCUAAAGAGCUUUGCAGGCCACCCGGAGGGCAACAGACCGACUCCAGACUCUGGUCGCAGGGUGAAGUCGCGGGUGCAGGAACCUUGCGGAUAGAAGGUGAGGACCCCCUCCCUUCUCUUACCUCAAAUUGUCUAAGGGCGGUGGCUCCAGAACAGAGAGGGGCGUGCCCCUGGGUUGUGAAGUAGUCAUGCCCGUGUGAUGCCCCCGCCUUCCAUCUCACCGGAGCUACCCACUCUUAUUCACUGCCUGUUUCCGAACCUUGAGCCAUUCCACGCUCUUCUCUGAAUACCGUGCCACGAUGGAAGAGGAACUGAAGUGCCCCGUGUGUGGCUCCCUGUUUCGGGAACCCAUCAUCUUGCCCUGUUCCCACAACGUCUGCCUGCCUUGCGCGCGUACCAUCGCAGUGCAGACUCCGGACGGUGAGCAGCACCUGCCCCAGCCGCUCCUGCACUCCCGGGGCUCAGGGCUGCCCGCAGGCACCGCCGCCGCGCCCUCCCUGGACCACGACGCAGCAGCUGGCCCAGCCUGCAGCGGCGGGAGCGGGACCACAGCUGGCGGCCUGGGCAGUAGUGCGGGAGGUGGCGGGGACCACGCGGACAAGCUGAGCUUAUACAGCGAGACAGACAGCGGCUAUGGCUCUUACACCCCCAGUCUCAAGUCCCCCAAUGGGGUUCGCGUGUUGCCCAUGGUGCCUGCACCGCCAGGCUCCUCGGCCGCGGCGGCUCGGGGUGCAGCUUGCUCCUCGCUGUCGUCGUCCUCCUCAAGUUCCAUCACUUGCCCACAGUGCCACCGUAGCGCCUCCCUGGACCACCGCGGCCUGCGAGGAUUCCAGCGUAACCGCUUGCUAGAGGCAAUCGUGCAGCGGUACCAGCAGGGCCGCGGGGCCAUGCACGGGGCGACCCCAGCCGUGGCGGUGGCCAUCUGCCAGUUGUGUGACCGCACUCCUCCCGAACCAGCUGCUACACUCUGCGAGCAGUGCGACGUGCUCUAUUGCGCUUCCUGUCAGCUCAAAUGCCAUCCAUCUAGGGGACCCUUUGCUAAGCAUCGCUUAGUGCAACCGCCGCCGCCUCCCGCUCCUGCCGAGGCCGCCUCAGCGUCCCCAGGCGCGGCCCAGGGCGCCCCCAGCGGAGGAGGCGGCUGCAAGAGCCCGGGGAGCGCUGGGGCAGGGGCCGGAGCAGCUGGGGGCGGCACCGCACGCAAGUUCCCUACUUGCCCGGAACAUGAAAUGGAGAACUACAGCAUGUACUGCGUGAGCUGCAGAACGCCGGUGUGUUACCAGUGCCUGGAGGAAGGCCGGCACGGCAAGCACGAGGUGAAGCCUCUGGGGGCCAUGUGGAAACAGCACAAGGCCCAACUGUCUCAGGCUUUAAAUGGCGUUUCUGAUAAGGCAAAAGAAGCGAAGGAGUUUCUGGUUCAACUGAAAAACAUUCUGCAACAGAUACAGGAAAAUGGACUGGACUAUGAAGCCUGCCUGGUUGCUCAGUGUGACGCACUGGUUGAUGCUUUAACUAGGCAGAAAGCCAAGCUACUCACCAAGGUUACUAAAGAAAGGGAACACAAGCUGAAGAUGGUGUGGGACCAGAUCAAUCACUGCACAUUGAAGCUGCGCCAGUCAACGGGACUGAUGGAGUACUGCCUGGAGGUGAUCAAGGAGAACGACCCCUCCGGGUUUCUGCAGAUCUCAGAUGCUCUGAUCAAGCGUGUCCAAGUGUCUCAGGAGCAGUGGGUCAAAGGUGCCCUGGAGCCAAAAGUGUCUGCGGAAUUUGACCUGACUUUGGACAGCGAGCCGCUGCUGCAGGCCAUCCACCAGCUGGACUUCAUUCAGAUGAAAUGUAGGGUGCCGCCGGUCCCGCUCCUGCAGCUGGAGAAGUGCUGCACGCGCAACAACAGUGUCACGCUGGCCUGGAGGAUGCCGCCCUUCACCCACAGCCCCGUGGACGGCUACAUCCUGGAGCUGGACGACGGCGAUGGGGGGCAGUUCCGGGAAGUGUAUGUGGGCAAGGAGACACUGUGCACCAUCGACGGGCUUCACUUCAACAGCACCUACAAUGCCAGAGUCAAGGCUUUCAACUCAUCCGGCGUUGGGCCUUACAGUAAAACUGUGGUCCUGCAGACUUCCGAUGUGGCCUGGUUCACAUUUGACCCUAACUCUGGGCACCGGGACAUCAUUUUAUCCAAUGACAACCAGACAGCCACGUGCAGCAGCUACGAUGACCGGGUGGUGCUGGGCACAGCCGCAUUCUCCAAGGGCGUGCACUACUGGGAGCUGCACGUGGACCGAUACGACAACCACCCAGACCCCGCCUUCGGAGUGGCCAGGGCCAGUGUGGUCAAGGACAUGAUGCUGGGCAAGGACGACAAGGCCUGGGCCAUGUACGUGGACAACAACCGCAGCUGGUUCAUGCACUGCAACUCCCACACCAACAGGACAGAAGGCGGUGUGUGCAAGGGGGCGACCGUCGGCGUGCUGCUGGACCUGAAUAAGCACACUCUGACCUUCUUCAUCAAUGGGCAGCAACAGGGCCCCACAGCCUUCAGCCAUGUGGAUGGAGUCUUCAUGCCAGCACUCAGCCUCAACCGCAAUGUGCAGGUCACCCUGCACACAGGGCUGGAAGUUCCGACAAACCUGGGGCGGUCAAAGCUGUCAGGCAACUAGCCUCCCAGCUCAGCUCUGCUCUGGCUCUUCUGGGGACAGCCCGCAUCCCUCACUACGUUGACAUGACGAGGGCAGGACGACCUGGUCACGGGUGCAACCCAGCAGCCACUGAGUAUCUUAAGGACAUGUUUUCUUUGAGGGACACAGAAUGGGUCUGCAGGCCAGGUUUGUUGAGGCCACCCUUGAUGGUGACCGUGCGUUUCAUCUUUGUUCCACCUGGAUGUUACAAAUACAAAGAGGAAAUUUCUCAAGGGAAUGAGGAAGUAUUCAGGGCUUAUGGUCAUGUUUCUUGCCAUCUGGUCUCACAGCCUGUCUUUGAGGCCAUGGGGAAGGGAGUGGGAGGGGAAAGCAGACUUCCAGAAUGGCAUACUGAGAACAAGAGUCUGGGAGACACUUUGGAAUCACAGACCCCUGGUGUCGACCCUCUGUGGGCAUGGUACUCCUUCACAGCCCCAAGCCUACAGGUUCCCAUCUCUGGCAGGAAAAGUUAUUUGAGUUUUGGUCCUGGAGUCUUCAGUAGGUUACACUACUCACAGACCCAAUCCAGAUGGGACAUUAAUCAUUACUCUUGUUCUUUGCCUCUCUUUGAACUGUUGAGAAUCUUUUUAAAUGGCUUCCGUAGGUUCUUCAUUAAUCAAUCUCUCUUUCUCUCUCUCUGUCUCUUUUUCUCUUUCUCUCUCCACAUAGACAAUAACUAAAAUUCUUUCACUCCAUUCUUCAUUCUUAGACACAUACAAACCACUGGAGUUUGAAUGACUGUGUGAUGCAUCUCCCUUUAGUUGGUAGCACUUUCUGGAACUGGCUCCCAAGAAAUUAACUGCAAAGCUGUCUCAUUUCCUCUCAGAUGGGAGCCCUGGGGAAGCCUCUUAGAGAGGCUUUACCUUUACUUUACCUUUACUUUAGAUCGACUCCACCAUAGUCAGGAAAGCAAGAAGUACCCCCAGGGCAGGGCAGUUCUGUGGUGGCAGGGUGGACAGGACCUCUGAAGAGGGCAGGAAUUAGAUAGCAAUAUUGUGUUCCUAGUCCCUCAGCUUCCCAGCGUGAGCCCAGCGGGGGCUGUGUCCCAUUGACCAAGGAGGAAGUGAGUCCUCUCCUUGCUGGGAACCCGAACAGGCUCCCUUGAGAUCCAUGUUGAGUCAUUUCCAUCUCUUGGAAGGAUCUCGCUUUGCUCCAAAGUCUCGCCUGGAGCUCUCACGGUCCCUAGAGCACCUCACCCCUACCUGUACCCCCGGCCCCUCCACCCACUCUCUUCUUCCUCAUCAGCUGCCACCUCCAUCUCCAUCUGGUCAAAGAUCUUUCUCCUUUUUAAGAGAAUAUAUUUUAUCAAGCAUUUUAUUUUUGAGGUUGAGGAGUAACUUGUCUAUUUGCUGGAUUGGAUUUUUAUAAAACUUAGCCCGUAAACCGGCACCAACUGUGUUAACUUGGUUUCUAACCUGCUUUCCGAGCCAUCCAGCCCCUACCCUCAUUCAGCAGAUUCGACAAUCCUACCUCAAAGUCCGAGCACUUAGCCCACCAGACUCUUUCAGGCACCUUCAGGAGUCACUUGGUGCUGUAUUUAAGCCUCAGUCACUGCCUCGGGGGCCCUGGAAACUAUCACCUGCUUACAGGGGAGUGGAAGUCUUCCCUGUUGGUCCUUGACACAGCAAGUAGUUUCCAGGGUCCCUGGGGGCAGGCUUCAUCCUAUCCUGGAGGUGCGACCAGGGAUUGUGCACAACCUGGCAGCCAUGUCCUUCUCUGUGCAGCUUGCUCUUCUCGGCUUUUACUUCUCUCAGCUCCUUAGCCAUAGCUCUGGGUGGGCUCUGCUGGGAGUGUGGGGAAGAUUCCUGAAGAUGGAUCUUGGGCUUUCCAGACACAUCUACUUUGGGAAAUGUCGUGUCAUCUUUUGGAAAAAGUAAGGCCAGUGUGCUGAAAGUAAAAGUGCUGUUGGAAAGGCAGCUAGGAAGGGCGGCCUGGCUGGGUGGCUUUGUACACGGAGACUGGAUGAAAGGCUGGGAAACUGGACUUGGCUGACACUCUCAGGAGAGCUACCACCUAGGUCAGGGAGGUGUGGGAAAGGGAGAGAGGAAAUUCCCACAAUUACAGGUGGCCUCUUUAGGAAGAAAACUACCUGAAAUUCAGAGAGAAACCACCAGGACUCCCUCCCCCACCUGCAGCAGUCAAGGAAGCCCUGUGAGUUUGGGGACCAGGUGAGACCCUUUUUCUAACUCCCUAGGAGGCCCAAAAGCAAUAUGGCUGAUACCAGGGAUCAUAGCACCCAGCCCUUCUACAGCCACUCUCCUGUCUCCAGCACAAAACAUUGUCAGGGAUUUAAAGCAGAAGGCAACACACUUCUGUUUUUGAGGGAUCAGCAAUGAAGAGGGAACUCAUCAACUCCUAUGGUCUUAUGUCACCCUCCAGAAGCCCCCUGGAUUUGGAGAAACCACAGGUCAUGGGAUGCUCACUUGCCAACCAAUUCUGUUACAAGAUGGUGACACUUUUGUACACAAAAAUUUUAUCAAGAUGAUUGAUGCUUUGGGGGCUCUGGCUGAGGAAUGAGUAACUUGGUGUCCAUCUAUCAAGCAGUUUCAGUGAGAAAAGAAUUCAAGGUGAUUUAAAAGUCAAGUUCCAUUGCAUUGUAAAUAAUGCCUCUGUGACGUGGUUCUAUGGUUUGUUCUUUGCUAGUGGGCCAGUUUGGUCAAAGUGUAUGCCUUUCCUUUUCAUAUGAACCUCUUGAAAAAAUAUCAAACAGCAUCUUACGGUAUAUCCUUGUUCCUAAUUCAAAGCAACCUAAGGUAUUUAUUUACGCAUAGCUCUGCUUCCUCUGCUCUGUCCUAUUUGGGAAAAUACUGAUUCUAGUUGAAGUGACCAUCAGUAAUACCCACAAAGUAACUGAGCUAAAAACUAUGAAACUGUGCACAGUGCUAGGCUGACUCUUCAGUUCUGUGUUCUGUGUACUUGCAACAGUGCCCUCAGCCACCCAGGGCCCACCAAGGUUGGUUGAGGACCUCACUUUCCACAGUGAGUCUGGGCAAAACUGGCAUUCACCAAGAGCAAGGGGAACGGGGCCUUCCCUCCUGUUCUUGGUGCCUGGAAUGCCCCAGCCUUAUGGAGCCCUGCCCUCUGCCUCCCAGAGCACUCUCAGGAUCAGAACGCAAGGCUCCAUGUGUACUUCUAGGGACACUUGCAUUUAAGCCUUAAAUCUAAUUGUUAGUGAAAGGCUCGGUCCCCUGUGAAGGUGUUUCAGCACAAGUGAGCAGGCAGCUCACAGCUAAAGCUGCUGCUGGCCCCAUGCUACUGCUGGCUGUGAGGUAGAGCCAGGAUAAAGUCCUUGGCAGGGAACUCAACAAUGAAGAGGCCACAGAGGAUGCCAGUAUUUCUCGACCUCAGUGUUAUUUUCAUUUGGUGGUGGGCAAUCCUCUGUUGUGGGAUGUUUAGCAGCAUCCCUCCCCUCCACCCCUAGAUGCCUGCAGCCAUCCCCAAGUUCAUCAUUACAAGGAUAAGUUUCUGCAGGCAUUGCCCAAUGUCCCCUGGGGACAUCCUGCCUGAGCAAGAACCAUUAUAAAUGGGCUACAUCAGUGGUUUGUCAGGUGUCGACACACAGUGAUGCUUGGGGCAUUCACUCCAGGGUACUACAGCUGCAGGCCUUCAUCUUAAACCCCAAACCAGAACUGUCCCUAAGUCUAGUGUCAGGAAAUGUGGGGGGAAUGGAGUGAGCCACGAACAGCAGCCAGACUAUGGAGGCUCACUCUGUAUUGACAAUGAUACCCUGGAAAGCAUCCCCCCAGCCCCACCUCAUUCUUAGGAAGCAAAAUUCCUAGCCUUCGUUUUUCUUGGCCACUUUUGACCAAAUGUACUUUUGACCAGAUAUGUAGCCUUUAACUGUUUAAAAAAUCAAUUCUGAUAUCAUUAGAAGAUACUUAAGCUCAAAAAAAUAAUAAAGAUGGUCAAGCAUUAUGCUGAUCCUGGGAAAUCACAAAGUUUUAUUUUUUUGCAAGUAAACCAGUAACUUUUCACUGAUAUGCUCCUUGGCAGUUCCUUCCUAAAAAGGAUCCUGGCAACUUAUAAGUGGAUAGUAAUAUAAUGGGCAUGUUUGGAACAGGAUAUAUCGAGCAGGCCCCAGAACUUGUUUCUUAUAAACUGGCUUUGAUCUUGGUUUAUGGUAUAAGUGGGGGCAAAGCUCUUAAAUAAAAUAAAAUGUUCCUGUGCCUCAGUAUCCCCACCUGAAAACAGAACUAGUCAUACUAACCUACCUCCUCUGACAUAAUGUGAGGAUUUUAGAAUAACACCUUAAAUUUAACAAGUGUAGUCUUGCAUCUAUGGAGCCACAGUCAGUGAAUCAGGCCUGUGUGGUGACUUUCGAGUGUUCUCUGACAGUGUCUUCCAUCCAAGUGUCUUAUGACAGACGCAAGUAUUUUUGCAUAGCUGCCUGGCCUUGAAGGAAUAAAACUGACGUUUGACAGAGGCUCAUCUGGCCGUGGAAGAAAACACUCCAAAUGUGCCCAUCCCCGCUAAGCCUGUGUAAGGUACUCUUAUAAAGUCUGUGAACAGGCUUUGUGUCAGCAUCUCAUAUCUCAAAGGCAUCUGCACACGCAAGUCUCCUUGAAACACCAAAAGAGGUUAACCAGCCUUCCUGGGUCCCUGGUUACCUUCAGUUCUGGUAUCUUAAGGGGAUCCCCCAACCUGUCAUGUGUCCUUCAUUUCCAAAGAUUUUGGCAGAGGGAGUAAUUUUGAAAAUCGGUGUCAGAGUACAAUGAGAUACAACUGAACAGCAGUCUAGAAGGCCGGUUAUGCUACAAGGCGAAGGGGCUGCUGGUUGUCACAUGGCUGGGCUGUCUGUCUGUCAAGAGGGAUUCCCGGCUCUUUCAAUGACUGACUUCAAUCAAGAGUGGGGGUGGAGGCUUACAGGAAAGUCUCAUCUGAAGGUGUCACUCUUCUAUCAAAGGGCUGUGCCUGCUGAGGACACAGGCAGCCUCGCCCAGCCCUGGGAAGAUCCAGGGCAUGUGACACAGGCACCAUUUACUAGCCAGGCCCUGGGUGGGGUGGGGGGGGGGGGUUGAGGUUUGGAAAAGUGGCUGCGAGCAGCUGUGGGAGCAGGAACAUGGCUUCCAGAGUGACAGUCCUGCCAGAGACGGCCUUUCCAGCUCCUCCCAUAUCUGGUGACUGCAAAACCUAAGACCCAGACUCAGCGCCAAGAGGAAGCUGAGAGUAAGCAAAGUGGAAAAUGUUAAAUGCAUGAUGUAGAAUUGCUGCUUUCACACUAUUGUAUUAAGCAUGAGAGAUGUUUGUUUAACGUUGGCAAAGGAAUUCUAGAAGUACAAAAAGCGUUGUGUCCUUGUUUUGGCUGUCUGCACAAGUUCAUUUUUCCUGCCUUUCUUUACCCAUUUUCUCCCUUCACCGCCCCUCCCCCAUCACAUCCACUUUCUGUCACUAGUUGUUAGUAUUUGGUGGCAGCUCUUGGUCCCGCUGGUGUUCACGUUCCACUGGGAACACGGUGGGGGGUAGUAAAGGGGAAGGAAAGCAACUUUUUUCUAAUUUUUGUAUUGGUAUCCACAAGCGUUUGUAUUUUUUGAAUUGCAAACACUGUUUUCUGGUCUUUUGGGGGUUGGUUGAACUUUGUGUAUUGCCUUUUGGAAAACCUAAGUUUUACCACAGUCUUAAGCAGAUUUGAAAUAAAUUCUUUUCAC
Condylura cristata (star-nosed mole) is the source of this 8798-nucleotide messenger RNA. It is a transcript of the gene TRIM67, whose product is annotated as tripartite motif containing 67. Gene Ontology annotation, molecular function: protein binding; zinc ion binding. NCBI's taxonomy places the organism in Eukaryota, Metazoa, Chordata, Mammalia, Eulipotyphla, Talpidae. The transcript is spliced from 10 exons. The record is from RefSeq and is a predicted model, not a curated record. Bases 778 to 3135 code for a protein of 785 amino acids.